AUGACCUUCAAAAACAUAGUAGUUGCGGGUAGCUCGGGAAACUCUGCAGACCAUGUUCUCAGCGCCUUUUUGAACAGCCAAAGACCUAAGUUUGACGUUACCGUGCUUACUCGCAGCAACAGUGACAAGAAAGUUUCCGUGCCUGGUGCCCGGGUUGUGCCGGUCAACUAUGCUGAGAAGGAAGAGCUUGUGAAGGCGAUCACCGGGGCAGACGCUAUCAUCAAUCUUGUUAGUAGCAAGGUAGGGAGUGUAGUAGACGGGCAGUUGCUGGAAGCAGCCAAAGAAUCCGGGGUUCGCCGUUUCUUUCCCUCCGGGUGUGGUAUGGAAUUGCUGCACCCCGGUGCUGUUGCCCUGUUCACACAGGCUGAUGGAAGUCCCCUAGCACCCGGCUUGGCCCCGGUUCAAGAAUCUCGCAAGUUCGUAGCUCUCGGGGAAAGCAACUCCGCAGUGAGUUACACUGCGCUAGUUCCCUCGCUUUUCAUUGAUGCUGCACUCGAAGGCCGUUUUGGAACCAUUGCGCCUCAGAAACGUGAGGUCGAUUUUUUUGAUGGAGGUGAGCACUAUUUUACCGGUACUUCGCUGCCAUUUUUGGCGCAGUCUUUUGUUGCGGUCUUGCAGAUGGACGAAGUAAAGACGAUAAACAAACGUAUUCGCAUUGCCGAGGUCCGCACCACGUCGAAGCAGAUUGCAGAGACUUUUGAGGAGGUUACCGGCUCAAGGUUUGAGAAAGUUUACGUAAGUCUGGAAGAAACGCUCAAAAGGCGCGACAAGGCACUGGAAGAGGGACAAGUUUUCCCAGCUUUUUUCAUCAGCCUAGUAACGGUUCUUUUCAACGGUUCGGGGGCUGCAGACAUCGAAGACGGGUUGCAGUUUGAUGGUGGCGGGUUUUUGAACGUGAAAAGGAAGUCGCUCGAGAAGCUUGUCACAGAGGCCGCCAAGAACGUUGGUAUUGCUUGA
Messenger RNA from Lachancea lanzarotensis, 957 nucleotides. The record is from the annotation of a RefSeq genome assembly. Lineage: Eukaryota; Fungi; Ascomycota; Saccharomycetes; Saccharomycetales; Saccharomycetaceae.